Molecule: messenger RNA, 1346 nt
Organism: Cornus florida
Lineage: Eukaryota; Viridiplantae; Streptophyta; Magnoliopsida; Cornales; Cornaceae
Exons: 5
Coding region: 1-1137 (378 amino acids)
Molecular function (GO): protein dimerization activity
Source: RefSeq, a predicted model, not a curated record
AUGAAGGAAUUCACAAAUGGCAAGGAGCUUAUUAGACCUGCAGUGACGCUAUUUGCCUUAACUUUGCAGCGUCUUAAUCAACUAAAAGGAGAAUUGAUGAAUCUUUUUACAUCAUCUAAGUGGAAGUCUAGUAAGUUUGCAAGGACACGUAAAGGGAAAAGAGUUGAAGGCGUGGCUUUAGACAAUCGUAACUUCUGGACAAAUGUUGCCAAUUGUCUAAGAGCUGCAAUACCUCUUGUUAAAGUACUCCGAUUGGUGGAUUCUGAUGAAAGACCGGCUAUGAGAUUCAUUUAUGGAGCAAUGGAUCGUGCCAAGGAGGAAAUUAAGAAAAACUUCAAUGGCAUCAAAAAGUGGUAUGAACCUAUUUGUACGAUCAUUGAAGCAAGAUGGGCAUCUCAACUUCAUCAACCCUUGCAUGCGGCAGCAUAUUUUUUGAAUCCCCAAUUCCAAUAUAGUCCAAGUUUCCAUUUAGAUGCAGAUGUGAAAAUAGGAGUUUAUAGAUGUCUCCAAAGAAUGGUUCCUGAUUCUAAUGAGAGAGUAAAAAUUGAUUGCCAAAUGGACACAUUCAAAGCUGGAAGAGGGCUCUUUGGCCUAGAUAAUGCAAUAUUGACAAGGAACAAGAAGUCUCCAGCUGAAUGGUGGGAUUCAUAUGGUGAUGAGUGCCCCAAGUUGAAGCGGUUUGCAAUUAGAAUAUUGAGUUUAACAUGUAGCUCUUUGGGAUGUGAAAGGAAUUGGAGUGCCUUUGAGAUGGUGCAUUCAAAAAGGAGACACCGGUUGCAACAAAAGAAAAUGAAUGAUUUGGUAUUUGUUAUGUAUAACAUAAAAUUGAGGGAGAGGAACUUGAAAAGACAAGCCGUCAUAGAACUAACUAUUUUUGAAGAUGUCUCUUCCGAUGAUGAAUGGAUUACCGAAAAAGAGGAUCCGGUUCUUCCAACAAAAACUAAAUGGUUGAGGGUUCUUGAUGACAAAGUUCAAGAAGAUGAUUCCGAUGAAGAAGAUGAAGUAGAAAGGAUGACUAGGACACUUGAGGAAAUUUAUGCAAUUGAUGAUAAUGAAGAUUUGCAGCCAUUAAAUCCUAUUGAUGAAGCUAAUGAGGAAGAUGGUGCAGGGUUCAAUGAUGACUUUAUGGAUAUGUAAUUUUAGUUUCUAACUUUGGAAAGGGAUGAGUUAGGAUUUGAGAUUUAUGGACUAUUUUAUUUUGUGUUACAUCCUCUUUUAUUUAUAUUCAGACUUUGGAAUAUUUUCUUUUACUUUUAUUUAUAUUCGGACUUUAGAAGAUUGUUAGGAUUUGAGAUUUGAAGUCAUGGAUAUGUAAUAUGGUGUGUUUUGGCCUUAUUUUGGUUAUA